Molecule: messenger RNA, 2439 nt
Organism: Papaver somniferum (opium poppy)
Lineage: Eukaryota; Viridiplantae; Streptophyta; Magnoliopsida; Ranunculales; Papaveraceae
Product: patatin-like protein 7
Exons: 3
Coding region: 512-1951 (479 amino acids)
Biological process (GO): lipid metabolic process
Source: RefSeq, a predicted model, not a curated record
CCCACCCUGCAGAUUCACAAAAAACAGUUAACAAUAGGUAUUUCAUUUCACUAGGGAGGGGCCUGGCUGGGGACCACUACAUGUUGGCCCCACAUCAUUAAAUGUCUCUGUUCCAAAGCUCCUCCAUCUUCUUCAUCUUCAAAAAUGUUGUUUGUCUUUCUACUUCUCCAUAUCAUUAAAUUCUUAGAUAGCCAAGAAUCUCAGACAACAAGGAUAAAAUCGUCAUAAAUAAACAAUUCUUCUUAUAAGUUCCCAAAAAGCGUAUCAAGAUUUUUAUACAGGAAGAGAAGAAGUUGCAGAGAGUAAUCAAUGAUCAAAGAGAUUUAAUUUCUUAUUUUCAUUGAGAAAUGAUGAAUGAUGAUUCCGAGUAAAUAGCCAAUUAAAUCGUCUUUAUUGUUUUAAUUUUAGAUUCUCGAAAAUGAUGAAAAAUAAUGUAUAAUGUGAGAAGAAAAAAUCAAGAAAAUUAACACCUCUGGUUUUUUUUCCCCUUAAAUCUUUCUCUUCUUCAACAAUGGAGUCGAUGGUAGUGAAGAAUCAUCACGUUGUAUCAUCAGAAUCUAGAGACCCAAGUUUUGAUACAGAUAAACUCAGCUACGAGAUAUUCUCCAUUCUCGAAAGCAAAUUCUUAUUCGGAUACGAUGAUGAUCAUCACGGAGAUAAAUUCUGGUUACCGAAACCUGUAACAGAAGUAAUCGAAAGGAAAUAUGAUAAGAAUGGUCAAUCAAGAGGAAAAAUUUGUAUACUUUCGAUUGAUGGUGGUGAAAUGCAAGGGAUUCUAUCAGGAAAAGCAUUAACCUAUUUAGAAUCUUGUUUGAAGAAGAAAUCUGGUAAUUCCGAAGCUAGACUUGCCGAUUAUUUUGAUGUUGGUGCUGGUACAGGUAUUGGUGGGAUUUUUACUGCAAUGUUGUUUGCCACUAAAGGCGGCGGCGGCAGCGGAGGUGAUGAAGAUACGAAGAAGAAGAAUGUACCGAUUUUUGAAGCGGCUGAUACAUGGAAGUUUUUGAUGGAACAAGGAAAAAUCAUUUUUAAAUCGUCGUCGUCGAGUUCUUCGAGUACCGGAGGAAGGUUGUUGCGGCGGUUUAAAGGGUGUAGCAGUGGUGGUGGUGAUGAAGGAAAUUCAACGAUUAAGUUAGAAAAAGUAUUGAAAGAAGCAUUUAAAGACAAUGGAGGAAGAAAUUUAACCUUAAAAGAUACAUUAAAACCAGUUUUAAUCCCCUGUUAUGAUUUAUCAAGUUCAUCACCAUUUCUCUUCUCAAGAGCAGACGCUCUAGAAAAUGAGAGUUUUGAUUUUAGACUAUGGGAAGUUUGUCGUGCAACAUCGGCAAAGCCGUCGGUAUUUGAUCCCGUGUCGUUGCGUUCCGUCGACGGGCAGACGAGAUGUGUAGCGGUGGACGGUGGUUUAACGAUGAAUAAUCCGACCGCGGCGGCGAUUACGCACGUGUUGCAUAAUAAACAGGAGUUUCCAUUUGUUAGAGGGGUUGAGGAUUUGCUGGUUUUGUCAUUAGGGAGCGGUCAGCUUCUGGAUGGGAACUAUGAUUAUGAACAGGUUAAAGGGUGGAAAGCUAAAGAAUGGGCUAGACCUAUGGCUAGAAUUGCUGGUGAUGGUGCUGGUGAUUUAGUUGAUCAAGCUGUUGCAAUGGCAUUUGGGCAAAGCCGAAGCACUAAUUACGUCCGUAUUCAGGCGGAUGGGUCGAGUUCACGCAGUUCAGGGAUAAGUUUGGAUUCCGAUUCGGGUUCUAGAAACUCGAAGAUGCUUGUUGGACUUGCGGAGGACAUGUUAAAACAAAAGAACGUUGAGUCUGUGCUCUUUGGAGGGAAGAGGAUUGCACAACAGACCAAUUUCGAGAAAUUAGACUGGUUUGCUGGAGAACUGAUACUGGAGCAUCAAAGGAGAAGUUCCCGGAUAGCUCCAACUGUCGCGUUCAAGCAAGCUACCCCUCCUAGAUCAUAAAGGAAGAGGGGAGAAAAGAAGGAAAAAUUAUGGGGUUAGUAAAACAUCUGCUUUUGCUUUAUAGGAAGAUUGAAGGAUGGAUGGAGUGAGUGAGAGCAAUAGAUAAAAAGCAACUUAAAGUGUUUAUAUAAUCAAGAACUAAUUGUAGAAAACAAAAUCUUCUUGAGAUGAUUUAUGUAAGUUGAUGAUCCCACUGGGUGAUUCCUUGUCCACCUAAAAAAAAAAGGCCCAGUGCAGUAUGAAAUUAGAUUAUGUGUAUGUCCCCUCCACUCUUCACUAUGAAAAGGAAAUAGCGAAGAGUGAGAUAGAGGAAGAAUGAUAAAGAUAUAUUGAGUGGAGUGUUCUGUUUGUUUUUGAGAGCUUUUUAGUAUGAAAUCAGAUAUUGCCUUUCAAAAGAUUGGCAAUUUGUUUAGAAAUGGGUCCUGUUUCUUCUAUGUCUAUACAAAAAUUUUCCGAGGCCCACUCCUCACUUUAGUGUUUUGUUUUAA